Molecule: messenger RNA, 1677 nt
Organism: Carcharodon carcharias (great white shark)
Lineage: Eukaryota; Metazoa; Chordata; Chondrichthyes; Lamniformes; Lamnidae
Gene: c13h12orf43
Product: chromosome 13 C12orf43 homolog
Exons: 6
Coding region: 81-1202 (373 amino acids)
Biological process (GO): Spemann organizer formation; negative regulation of Wnt signaling pathway; Wnt signaling pathway
Source: RefSeq, a predicted model, not a curated record
GUUUGCGAAAGGUCUCACGGGCGAUGUAGUUUUGCUGUGACGCAGGUCAUUCCUGCCUGGCUAAAAACAAAAAACUGCGGAUGCUGGAAAUCCAAAACAAAAACAAAAUUACCUGGAAAAACUCAGCACUGUUGAAGGGCCAUGAGGACUCGAAACGUCAACUUUGUUCUUCUCCGCCGAUGCUGCCAUUCCUGCCUGGCUCCUGGCGAUGCCUUCGUGACUACAUGUCCCAUAGGGCGCCGCGGCAAGCCGCACCUGCGCACGGGAGACAAACGCCAGCGAGGGAGUUGAAGAUGGCGGCGGCCAGAGAGGCAUCUGAUUCAGACUCUGACAGCAUGGAGGAGCUGUCCCGACUGAAAGAGGCCGCUUGGGAUAUUGGCAAUAUCAAUUCCCACAAAGCAAGAGCUGGGACCAGUGAAGAUGUAAAGCAUAUUUCAGUAUUAACAAGACCAAGUCUGAGGCAGAAAGUAGAUGAUCACCAGAAUGAUGGAAAUGAGCUGCAGACAACACCUGAAUUCCGAUGUCAUGUUGCUAAAAAGCUGGGUGCCUUGUUAGAUAGUGUCAUAACUGUUCAUGAUUCUGGACCCUUUCCACAGCAGCAAGUAAGGGAUGAUGCUGAAGGCUUUCGUUUAUUUUCUACUUCUGUACCAGGGGAUUCCAGAAAUGUAGAAUCCUCAUCUCCAGUUAAACGAAAACCUCCACCCAGUUCAAGUGAUUCAGACAGUGAGUGGGAGCGGCUGAAGGAAGCGGCAGUCUCGAGCAGCGAUAUACUCCAGCAAAGUUCCCUCCUUAGCACGCGGUCAGAGACAAACCAGACCGAAGGCCCCAUCAAGGCUGAAGAUAAAGGAAAGAGGAAGAAGAAGAAAAAAAAGAAAAAGCUGGCAGCAGAAAGUGGGGAUAAUUUAGACACAGGCAGCGAUCGCAAAGAAGGUGAGCGAGUGUCCAAGGAAGGUAGCUUAUAUUCCAAUUCAAGAAAGAAAUCAAAGCAGAUGUGCAAGGUCCCAGCCAGUGGGCAGGGACAAACUGAACUUAUGGAUGGAACUACUGUGGGGCAAGGAUACUUUGAAAUGGAACAGGCUGACCUUGAAAGGAGCAAGAAGAAAAAAGUGAAACACAAAAAUGUCAAAUGUGAAUUUGAAAGAGUUAAACCAAAUGUUAACCAAACAAAGAAAAAGAAAAUCCCUGUCACAGAUGGUUCAUGACAGGACAGUACAGUUUUGCAGGCUCAUAUCUUUCAAAGUACAGUGUUUAUUUUGAGUAACGUUUUGCAAGAUCUUUUGUUCCUCUCAUUUUUGUGUACUUUUAUUUUGCCAAUUACUUUGAAAUAACUCUAUUCUCAAAAGAGAUGAGGAAGUAAUGAUUUCCUGCCUGCUGCUGGCCUGCCUCUGGGAGAAUGUCUUUGAAUGGAGAGCUGCUAGGCUGAUUCAGCUGAACUGUGUAUAAUGGACUGCCACUGGAGAGAAUUCUGAUCGUGGAACUCAUUGUUCCAUUUAUCUCCAACUUAGCUACCUGAAAUGAUAAUAGAUCCUUUAUUCAUUGGUUUGUAGACUUUCUUUGGUUUGAUUUAUAUUUGAAAUUUGAACUGCAACCAUUUCAGUUCAUUUUCUUUGGGUUUCAAAAGUAUUUUCAAUGUUCUGUUUUUUCAUUACAACAUUUUUAAAAAAUCUUUUGAAUCCA